Messenger RNA from Amaranthus tricolor (Joseph's coat), 2035 nucleotides. RefSeq names its product protein NRT1/ PTR FAMILY 5.8-like. Bases 205 to 1800 code for a protein of 531 amino acids. Lineage: Eukaryota; Viridiplantae; Streptophyta; Magnoliopsida; Caryophyllales; Amaranthaceae. Gene Ontology annotation, molecular function: transmembrane transporter activity. Gene Ontology annotation, biological process: transmembrane transport. The transcript has 4 exons. The record is from RefSeq and is a predicted model, not a curated record. Gene Ontology annotation, cellular component: membrane.
AACUUUGCUAUUAAAAAAGAGUCAUCUUUGCUUUCAUGAAAUACAAGAAAGAUUAAGGGAGAUCAUGGUGAAUUCAUGAUAAUGCUUUACCCAAUAAGAGGCUUCUUGAUAAUUCUAUGGGCUAUUAAUUGGAAGCUUUGGUAAUUGCAUAAUUAUAUUUAUAUUAAUUAACCUACCUCUUAAAUAUUCUUCUCUCAAAUCUCCAUGGCAGGACAACGUGCUAAAGGCCUCAACAAGCCUUGCUUCUUGCUUAUAGUGAUUGCUGGUAUGGAAAGAUUUGCAUUCAAAGGAGUGGCAUCAAAUUUAGUAACUUAUCUUACUGAUAUUAUUAAGAUGACCAACUCAACUGCUGCUAAAACUGUUAAUACAUGGUGUGGUUUUACUUCUAUUAUGCCACUCUUGGUUGCUCCUCUUGCUGAUUCUCUGUGGGAUCACUAUUCCACUAUUUUGGCAUCUGCUUUCUUCUAUAUUCUAGGACUUGCAGCAUUAACAUCAACAACAUUUGAAUGGGCAUGGCCAGUAAACAAGAAAGUUUCUACUGCCUUCAUGUUUUGGUCACUCUGUUUAAUAUCAUUUGGCCAAGGAGGAUACAACCCUUCCUUACAAGCCUUUGGGGCAGAUCAACUUGGAGAGGAAGAAGACUUGCCUUCUAACCAAACAGACCUUAAGAAAUCCAGUAAAAGAACCCUUUUCUUCACUUGGUGGUACUUUGGUGUGUGCAGUGGUAGCCUCUUGGGAGUCUCUCUAAUGUCCUACAUUCAAGACACUUUUGGUUGGUCUCUUGGGUUUGCGGUUCCUACUAUUGUUAUGAUCGCAUCUAUCAUCUUAUUUACUUGCGGUACUAGAUGCUAUGCCUUCAAUUUCUCCGGUGAUCACGACGCAGACGAUCCUGUGCCGUUCAAGAGUAUGGCUUAUGGUCUGAAAGUUGCAAUAUCAAAGGUGUUCAACUGUGGCGGCAUUGGGGAAUCGAAUCGUAAAGUUGAUGUUCCUGAGUUAGAGUUGCAGGAAAAUCAACACUCAAAUCAGAAGCUAGUAAAAAGCAAAGAAGUUAGUGAGAGACCUAGUAAAGGCAUAUGCUUUUCUGACAAUGUUAAGAUAACACUGAGGCUCUUACCUAUAUGGACCAUGUUGCUGCUGUUUGCUGUUAUUUUCCAACAACCAGCUACAUUCUUCACCAAGCAAGGCGUGACAAUGAAACGAAAUAUAGGACCCAAGUUCAAGGUCCCACCUGCGACUCUCCAAGCUGCCAUUACUGUCUCAAUUAUCAUCCUAAUGCCAUUGUACGACAAGAUUCUCAUUCCAUGCGCGCAAUUCUUCACAAGGAAUGAGCGGGGCAUAACAGUCCUACAAAGAAUGGGAGUUGGAAUGGUCCUCUCCAUCAUCGCCAUGGUGAUUGCAGCUUUGGUAGAAGAAAAGAGGCUCAAGAAUCCAAACAUGACUAUCUGUUGGUUGCUACCACAAUACAUAUUACUCGGAAUAUCAGACAUCUUUACGGUUGUGGGAAUGCAAGAAUUCUUCUACAGUGAAGUCCCCGUAAAAAUGAGGACUAUGGGAAUCGCCUUGUAUACUAGCGUGUUUGGCGUAGGCAGUUUUCUCAGUGCCCUAAUGAUAACGGUAAUUGAGGCGAUCACUACUAGAGGAGGAAAGCAAAGUUGGUUCUCUGAUGAUAUGUCUAAAGCAAGGCUAGAUAAGUACUAUUGGCUACUAGCUAUGUUAAGUACAGUGAGUUUACUAGUGUACAUUGUAUUGUGUAGAUUUCACAAGAGUAGGAGUGACUUGGUUAAUGAAAAUGAUGUAUAAAGUUAUAGUUUAUUAAUUUAUGCUAUAGUGCAAAAUACGGUUUCGGUCACGGUCGCGAAACUUAAAGUUCAGUCGCGAAUUCAAAAAGCUUAUACAACGGUCGCGAUACUGUAACAUGGCCCUGUGUUUGCACUAUAUCUAUGGGGUAAAUUUGCAGCAAAUAUGAUGAAACUAAUAACAAAAGCAAUGUCAUUAUGAGCAGAUAUGAAAGCAUGAAAUUACAAGACUCUAAGUA